Rhinolophus ferrumequinum (greater horseshoe bat) is the source of this 3153-nucleotide messenger RNA. RefSeq names its product solute carrier family 20 member 2 (gene SLC20A2). Lineage: Eukaryota; Metazoa; Chordata; Mammalia; Chiroptera; Rhinolophidae. The record is from RefSeq and is a predicted model, not a curated record. Gene Ontology annotation, molecular function: phosphate transmembrane transporter activity. Gene Ontology annotation, cellular component: membrane. Gene Ontology annotation, biological process: phosphate ion transmembrane transport. Bases 916 to 2868 code for a protein of 650 amino acids. The transcript is spliced from 13 exons.
GGCUGCUCCGCUCGGGGCCCUUUCCCCCGGAGUCGGGGCCGGACUCACGGGAACCGGUUACCGCACGGACCUGGACGACCUCUGCCUUCGUCAUUUCCUGCCGGCCCGUCGGUUUCCGGAUGAGACAAGGAGCCAGCUUAUCUUGGGCAAUAGAGAACACAUUGGGGCCAGGAGGCCUCUUCAAACCAAGUAAUAUUCCUUUAAUGGAAUACACCGUAAAAUUGUGCUAUUGAUUUGGUAACAAAUGUGGAGUGAAGUCAUUUUGAAGUCUUGUGGAAUUCAAUGAGAGAGAGCCUACAAACAAAAUCCAGCAAGAUGAAGGAAAAUGAUAUUUUCUGAAAGCCCGGUUUUGAAUCCCUUUGUCGGGAGCUGACAGUAUUAUUUUGGGGGUAUUGGGGCUCAACAGAGUCACUGAAUCUAAUUGACUCCACCUAUCGGGGAGUAAUCCAUCACCACACCCACUGCUCAGGAUUCAGAGGAGGAAGUGCCCUUGAAUGAAGCAUGGGUCACAAACCUGGUUAGCAGCCAGGGAGGACACACGCUCUGCAGGCAUCCUACCUUGGAAACAGCACAAUUUGGCUUCCAUGUCAUCUUUGAGUAUGAGAGAGAAUUCUAGUCUCAGCAUGUCCUCAAUAGAAACCAAAGAACCAGGAGGAGACAUCACAGCUUUCCCAGAUUGGGAGGAAAAAUAUGGAAUGUGUUUUACCGCUGACUGAACACAACCAAAUGAACUGUACUGACAGUAGUUUGAAAACCAGCAGUUAGCAGUUUGUUCAGACUCUAACAUUGUCCAGCACUUUCCAGAGCAAACUCACUGUUUACAAGAACUCUCGGCCUUACGACGUUUAUAACCUCAAGCUUUGUUUAUUUGAAAUAUUUCUGCAAAAGAAAAGUACCCAGAGCCCACUUUCCAAAAUGGCCAUGACUGAGUAUUUGUGGAUGGUCAUUUUGGGUUUUAUCAUAGCUUUUAUCUUGGCAUUUUCUGUUGGUGCAAAUGAUGUUGCCAAUUCAUUUGGUACUGCUGUGGGCUCUGGCGUGGUAACCUUGAAGCAGGCGUGCAUUUUGGCUUCGAUAUUUGAAACCACAGGCUCAGUGUUAUUGGGAGCCAAAGUAGGAGAGACCAUUCGAAAAGGUAUCAUUGAUGUGAACCUAUACAACGAGACUGUGGAAACACUGAUGGCGGGAGAAGUUAGUGCAAUGGUCGGUUCAGCUGUUUGGCAGCUGAUCGCAUCCUUCCUGAGGCUUCCAAUCUCAGGAACUCAUUGCAUUGUUGGUUCUACUAUAGGAUUCUCACUGGUUGCAAUUGGUACAAAAGGUGUGCAGUGGAUGGAGCUGGUCAAGAUUGUUGCUUCUUGGUUUAUAUCUCCACUGCUGUCUGGUUUCAUGUCUGGCGUGCUGUUUCUACUGAUCAGAAUUUUCAUCUUAAAAAAGGAGGACCCUGUUCCCAAUGGCCUCCGGGCACUUCCAGUGUUCUAUGCUGCUACAAUAGCAAUAAACGUAUUUUCCAUCAUGUACACAGGAGCACCAGUACUUGGCCUGGUCCUUCCCAUUUGGGCGAUAGCACUCAUCUCGUUUGGUGUAGCACUGCUUUUUGCCUUUUUUGUGUGGCUCUUUGUAUGUCCCUGGAUGCGGAGGAAAAUAGCAGGCAAAUUACAAAAAGAAGGUGCUUUAUCACGAGUCUCUGAUGAAAGCCUCAAUAAAAUUCAGGAAAUAGAGUCCCCAGUAUUUAAAGAGCUGCCCGGUGCCAAGGCUAGUGACGACAGCACCCUCCCUCUCACGUGCACAGCUGGGGAGACGUCUGGAACGUCAGAAGGCACAUCAGCGGGAAACCACCCCCGGGCCUCCUAUGGAAGGGCACUCUCCAUGACGACGAAGUCGCCCAUCUCCAACGGCACCUUUGGCUUUGAUGGCCACACGAGGAGUGACGGGCACGUCUAUCACACUGUACACAAAGACUCGGGGCUCUACAAAGACUUGCUGCACAAAAUUCACACAGACAGGGGCCCUGAGGAGAAGCCUGCACAGGAAAACAACUACCGGUUCCUGCGAAGAAACAACAGUUACACUUGCUAUACCGCGGCCAUUUGUGGAAUGCCAGUCCACUCGACUUUUAAAACUGCUGACUCAUCAUCUGCACCCGAGGAUAGUGAAAAGCUGGUGGGUGACACCGUGUCCUAUUCUAAAAAGAGACUUCGCUAUGACAGCUACUCGAGCUACUGCAAUGCGGUAGCAGAAGCUGAGAUAGAGGCAGAGGAGGGAGGUGUGGAAAUGAAGCUGGCAUCUGAGCUGACAGAUCCUGCCCAGCCUCGAGAGGACCCUGCAGAAGAAGAAAAGGAGGAGAAGGACACUUCCGAGGUCCACCUCCUGUUCCAUUUCCUGCAAGUCCUUACUGCCUGUUUUGGAUCCUUUGCUCACGGUGGCAAUGACGUAAGUAAUGCCAUUGGUCCCCUGGUAGCUUUGUGGCUGAUAUACGAACAAGGUGCAGUCCUGCAAGAAGCAGCUACUCCCGUCUGGCUGCUGUUUUAUGGAGGAGUUGGAAUUUGUACAGGGCUCUGGGUUUGGGGGAGAAGAGUGAUCCAGACCAUGGGGAAAGACCUCACGCCUAUCACACCAUCCAGCGGCUUCACUAUUGAACUGGCCUCAGCAUUCACAGUGGUGAUCGCCUCCAACGUGGGACUUCCUGUCAGCACCACACACUGCAAGGUGGGCUCCGUGGUGGCUGUGGGCUGGAUCCGCUCCCGGAAGGCCGUGGACUGGCGCCUUUUCCGGAACAUCUUCGUGGCCUGGUUUGUGACUGUCCCCGUGGCUGGGCUGUUCAGUGCUGCUGUCAUGGCUCUCCUCAUGUAUGGGAUCCUUCCCUAUGUGUGACGUGCCGUCUUCCCACCAGUCAACAAGGGGUAGUCUGGUGUGGGGAUGUGUGGGAGGCCUGGGCCACGUUUCACUCACAUGCACUCGUCCUGCUCGUGCAUGGACUGUCUUCCCACCAGCUUCUCCAAGCCCGUGCAGGUGGCUCUGAACCACGCUGUCCACCUAGGUGGUAGGCUCAUCCUCUAGAGCUAACUUAACUACUGUACAUAAUACUGUGCAUUCAGCUGGUGUCGUGGUGAUAUAACGUGGUGCAGUUACUUAUAUAUUAAAGAUAUAUUGUAUACA